AUGUCCCAUCAAACUGGAAUUCAUGCAACAUCUGAGCUGAAAGAGUUUCUGGCCAGGGCAAGAGGAGGUGCCAUCAGAAUAAUGAAGAUUGUCAUCAGAAAUGAGGAGCUGGUGUUAGGUUCAUACAGAGAGCCUGCACAGACCUGGGACAAGGACUAUGACCACUUCCUGCUUCCUCUGCUCAUCGCCCAGGAGCCGUGCUACAUCCUCUACCGGCUCGACUCUCAGAACGCACACGGCUACGAGUGGAUCUUCAUCGCUUGGUCACCUGACCAGUCACCAGUGAGGCAGAAGAUGGUGUACGCAGCGACCCGUGCCACACUGAAGAAAGAGUUUGGAGGAGGUCACAUCAAAGACGAGAUGUUCGGCACAGUAGAGGAUGACCUGUGCUUCCAGGGCUAUCUGCGGCACAUGUCCUCCUGCUCCUCCCCUGCUCCUCUCACAGUAGCUGAACAGGAAUUACAACGAAUUAAAGUCACAGAGGUAGGUGAGACAAAGAAUGUGACGAUGGAGUUUGGCUUAGACAAAAGGGCACAGACUCUUCAGGGUCUCGCGUUCCCUUUACAAGAGGAGGCCAAACGAGCUCUGCAGCAACUCAAGCAGAAACGUAUCAACUAUAUACAGCUGAGGUUGGAUGUAGAGAGAGAGACUAUCGAGCUUGUCCACACCAACCCGACAGAGACCCACGAGCUUCCCUACAGGAUCCCCACCGACUCUCCCAGAUAUCACUUCUUCGUCUUCAAACACUCCCACCAGGGCCAGCUGCAGGAGGCGUUGGUGUUCAUAUACUCCAUGCCCGGGUACACCUGUAGUAUCAAGGAGCGGAUGUUAUACUCCAGCUGUAAGAACCGGCUACUGGACGAAGUAGAGAGAGAUUAUCAACUGGAGGUCACCAAAAAGAUGGAGAUAGACAGUGGAGAUGGCCUCACAGAAGACUUCCUGUAUGAGGAGGUUCACCCGAUGGAGCACACCCUAAAGCAGGCCUUUGCCAAGCCCCGAGGCCCGGGAGGAAAGAGGGGCAACAAACGGCUCAUCAAGGGUGCGGGGGAGAACGGAGAGGAGAGUUAGAUGUGUGCACACAAAUACAAGCACAUGCACACAGGCAAUCCAACAGCAUAUCUAUGAAUUGACUUCUUCUUUGGCUGCUUAGCAUCUAGACAUUUCUUCUUCUUCACUUCUACUUGUGGACAUAUGAGGACAUACAUUUUAUGCUGAACUUCAAAAAAAAAAAAAAAAAAAUCCACCAUAAAGCAGAAAUCAUAUGUUUCCCUUUGGUGUAAAGAUGUUAAGUCUCAACAUGAACGUUGCUAUCA
This is a messenger RNA of Myripristis murdjan (pinecone soldierfish), 1313 nucleotides long. RefSeq names its product twinfilin actin-binding protein 2b (gene twf2b). The transcript has 9 exons. Lineage: Eukaryota; Metazoa; Chordata; Actinopteri; Holocentriformes; Holocentridae. Gene Ontology annotation, biological process: barbed-end actin filament capping; actin filament depolymerization; positive regulation of neuron projection development. Gene Ontology annotation, cellular component: myofibril; cytoplasm; actin filament. Gene Ontology annotation, molecular function: actin monomer binding; actin filament binding. The record is from RefSeq and is a predicted model, not a curated record. Bases 1 to 1068 code for a protein of 355 amino acids.